UCCGGUAAUUCAGUUACAGCUGAUUAUUCAAGGCAAACAUGGUGGAGCCUGGUGUUGAAAGACCCGCGGAGCCCACAUUAACAGCGGCAGAGAAGCAGCAGCUCCUCCGCCGACAGCAGCUCGAGUUGUGGAAGACAAACGCCUCGCGGCUCCGCAGGCGGAACAUUCUGACGGGUCUGACUAUCGGAGCGUUUGUUCUCGGAGUGUUUGGCUACACCAUCCUGACGGUCAAACAGGAGAAAGUCGUGGAGGAGCUGGAUGAUGAAGCCAGGAUCCACGUCUUCAGAGGACCACGGACUGGUGCCAACUCCUGAGCCUCCGUCAGUGUGGGAGCACAGACCCUGACAUGUUAACAUCAGACUGUACAGAGACGCCACACUGAGUGUCUGCUAACCUUCCCUCACUGAAGACACUUAUUUAAGAAGGAUGAUACAGAGUUUGUUAAUUUGUUUUCUAUUUGCAAAUACAUAAAAUGUACUGUUGAAAUUCUUCAUGUUUUCAAAUAUUUUAUUUAAACCCAUCAGUGUAGCUUUGACAUGCUGUGGAAAAGUGUGAAAAUAAAUGUGGGAAAUAUUUACAGAUCCACAAGAAAGUGCUUUUACUAGUUAAAAUGAAAAUAUAGACAUACAAAUGUGAAUGUGUCUAAAGGCCUGCAUAAAUGGAAUAUAAUAAAUGGGAAAUUAAAUGUGUUUAUAUUGAUCUGUA
Molecule: messenger RNA, 705 nt
Organism: Solea solea (common sole)
Lineage: Eukaryota; Metazoa; Chordata; Actinopteri; Pleuronectiformes; Soleidae
Product: cytochrome c oxidase assembly factor 3 homolog, mitochondrial
Exons: 2
Coding region: 39-314 (91 amino acids)
Biological process (GO): mitochondrial respiratory chain complex IV assembly
Cellular component (GO): mitochondrial inner membrane
Source: RefSeq, a predicted model, not a curated record